AUGAAACUUUGCAAAUCUACUAAUGAAGAGAUGGGGAAGAAUAUAAACAAAAAAUCAAGAUAUGAAAAGUGA
This is a messenger RNA of Caenorhabditis briggsae, 72 nucleotides long. The transcript has a single exon. The record is from RefSeq and is a predicted model, not a curated record. The coding region runs from base 1 to 72 and encodes 23 amino acids. Lineage: Eukaryota; Metazoa; Nematoda; Chromadorea; Rhabditida; Rhabditidae.